Messenger RNA from Linnemannia hyalina, 1650 nucleotides. Lineage: Eukaryota; Fungi; Mortierellomycota; Mortierellomycetes; Mortierellales; Mortierellaceae. The record is from the annotation of a GenBank genome assembly.
AUGGAUGACCCAGUCGCAGUAGCCCACGCACAAGAAUCAACGCCCUUGUUGAGAGGAGAUAUCAACACCACCACCAACAACAACAACGACAGGAGACAGGGGACGAGUCAUGACGACGACGACGGCGAUACCCCCAAUUGGUAUUGGCCAUGGCCUGCAGCUUACUGGGCAGCAAUCCCCGUCAUCUUCCUUGCUGGUUUAGCCGUUGGUCCCGCUAUGGCCAUGACUCCCCCCUUGGUCAAGUUCCUCUUCUGUGAGCGAGGCAUCCCAGAUCUCUUCAAGGACAAGAACAGAGACCAUCUCCUCCUUCUUUCAAGCGAUGAGAAGGACUGCGACUCGUCAGAGUACAGUGCUGCCAUUGCCAAGUUUAUAGGCGUCUUUGCUUCUCUCACCUCCGUUCUUGUCACCCUCACUGUUCGGUACUGGAGUUCGCUGAGCGACAGGAUUGGGCGCAAAAAGACCAUGCUGGUUUGGGCUGUUGGUACAACCGUGGCACAUACCUUCCCCCUGAUGGUCUACUACAACAAGGGCAUGAGUCUCUACGUUCUCUGGGUUGGUGGUAUGAUCGAGGGUUCUGCGGGCUCGAUCCUAUGCCUCAUUGCUCUGGUGCAUUCGUAUGCGGCUGAUGUCUCGAGCCCCGAGAAGCGCACCGUUGUCUUUGGACGCAUGAUUGCUGGAUGGUACGCAGGUCUUGGAGUCGGAUCUGCGGUUGGAGGACUGGUUGCGAAAAAGUUUGGAAUGAUAGCGGUGUUCUGGAUGCUGCCCAUUAUCGCAUUCAUCGACGUUCUGUAUGUGUUGAUGAUCCCCGAGUCCCUGACAGUCGCCAAACUUGCAGGAAACAACCAACCCACGAUGACCAACUCACAGAGCCAGGCGACCUUGAUUGACAUCGAUAGUAGCAACUCUGUAGGACCCAACAACAAAUCCUCACUCCAACCCAUCAAACCAGCUACCACCCCUCACCACCAAACGUGGGUCGACCGUGUCAUUCGAUCGUGUGUGCCCGAGCAACUGCCCCACCGCCUGGGUGGCAAGUACAGUAUCGUUGUAUUGAUGAUCACUUGCUUCUUUACCCUCAUGUCGGUCAUGGGAGCCAUGUAUCAGUCGCAGGUCUACCUGCUCUAUAUGUUCAAGUGGACAGGACCUGAACUGAGCUACGUGGGCGCCAUCCAAGGAUUGAGUCGACUGGUCUCGCUGACAGUUUUGUUGCCCCUCAUCAAGAAGCUUGCACCCUCAAGAGCAAAGACCAACCCUGCUCUUGGAAUCAAGUUUGACCUCAAAGUUAUGAUCAUGGGCUUGUGGCUUGAGGCCGUGACCAUGCUCAUCUACGCUGUCGCCCCCAUUGGCGAAUACUUUUACGUUGGUGGCGUUACGGGAGCUAUCGGAUCGUUGUUCUUCCCAGCAACCCGUGGGAUCCUCUCCCAGUCAGUGGCACCAGAGAUGCUUGGAAAGACCUUGGGCACAUUGGCGACAUUCGAGUCAUUGGCAGCCGUGAUUGCACCAUCGUUGUAUGCCUGGAUCUAUGCCCUCACGUUGAAGACCUACCCUUCACUCGUGUUUUAUGUGGCCGCUGGCGUCAUCAUGCUCGCCUCUGGAUUGGCCAUCUCUGUUGCCGUUGCGCAUAGAAACGAGAUGAAGCGUCGUGCCUAA